Messenger RNA from Limulus polyphemus (Atlantic horseshoe crab), 1491 nucleotides. Its product is annotated as putative ribosome-binding factor A, mitochondrial. Bases 198 to 1352 code for a protein of 384 amino acids. The transcript is spliced from 6 exons. Lineage: Eukaryota; Metazoa; Arthropoda; Merostomata; Xiphosura; Limulidae. The record is from RefSeq and is a predicted model, not a curated record. Gene Ontology annotation, biological process: rRNA processing.
CUACGUCACACUGCUUCAGUGGUUACCAUUGCGUGCUUGUUUCUGAAAUCACGCACUUUACUAGAUUUACUGGUCUGUAUUCGGACUUUGGAGUAAUACUCUUACUUCAUCUUUCAGUCACAGUACUUGUAGGUUUGUUAGUAGUAAUUGCAAUAACACGAUGUUGAAACUUUUGUAUUGAAAAGUCUGUCAAUAAUAUGGAUGUCGUUAGAAAAGUGUGUCUGAGAUGGAGACCUAAAAGUUUGUGUUUUCGAAGAACGGGAACUUUUUACAGAGUAACGUUGUGUAUUUUUGGAUCAGGUAUUGAAACGACAGUGUGUACACCUACAUCAUCAUUGUCACGAAUCAAAAUUAAUCCAGGUAGCUACUUUUGCACAAGUUCGUAUUUUUGUGCUAGUAACCAAGUCAACAGACGUGGAAAGCUACUUCAAAGGUUCAUUAAUAGUGCUGGAAAUACUAAAAAGAAAAAACGCUGGUAUGAUUCCAAUGAGCAAAAGAGUAGAGGUGAUGGCUCUCUAACAUGGAACACCAAGCCAGCAAACAAUCAACGAAUGAAUGUAUUCAAUGCAAUUUUAAUGGAAGCAAUCACAGAUAUCAUGUCCACUGGAGAAAUCAAUAACAAGCUUCAUGGUCAUGGAAUUGAAGUUCUUGGAGUAAAGGUGUCUCCAGAUUUAGGUAAUAUUAUUGUAUAUUGGACAUCUUCAACCCCCAACUUGGCAACAGCUGAAGAACUACUGAACUCUAAUGCUGGAAAGAUCAGGGGAGAAUUAGCAAGUUUAUCCAUCUUGACAAGUAUACCACGCAUCACAUUUGUUAAAGAUUUAACUUCUACUAAAAUAUUAGAAGUUCAAAACUUAUUAGCUGAGGCAGACUUUGGGCCAGAUUUCCAACCUACAAGUUUGAUACAUCCUUUCAAGUUGGAUGCUGUUUCAAAGAAGCAGCCAGCUUUUAGUAGCGGAAGUGAUAAAACUCUCUACCAAGAACCGAAGGCCUCUGAUACACAGCUUCCUUGGGCACCACCAGAGAUGAAGCACAAUAUUUUUGGGCUUGACCAUAAAGCCCUCAUGAACCAAGUUGCCCAGAAAGUAGCAAAAACUAGAAGUAAGGAUCAAAGGAGUUCCUUUGCUAGUUUAGACACAAAGCCUGUUCAACAGGACCAAUGGCAUCUUGAUGACAAAUCUUUUUUUAAAGGUUUUGAUUUUCAAGUGGACAGUGGUGUAGUUAAAAAUAACUUUACUUUAGAAACUGAUUUCGAGAAUUUUUCCAAUGUUCUUCCAACACCAAAAAAGUACAAAAAAGAAAAAAGACUUCCCAAAAUGAACAACAAGAUUUGCUUACAGAGGAUUUGCUGAGAGAUGCUUCUAACAGCAAUAGACAAAUUGAUCUGGAAGAAGAGGAUUACUUUGAAGAAGAAGAAGUGUGGACUGAUCAUUAUAAAGAACAUGAUACUGGAAGAAAUAAUAAAAACAAUGAGUAAUUCAUAUUAUUAUA